CACAACCACACACAAGAUUACGAUUGCCGUUCUUCCGACGAUCGGCCACGUCAUUCGCCCAAUCCAAACUCGCCAAAAAUUCUCAGGUCGUACACUUCACUUACCAAGUCGCAAUCGCCGCGUCAGUCGUUUCUAAAGCGGUAGAAAUGGAGGAGCACGUCGUGGAGCGGAUUCGUCAGCGCGUGCUGUUGGAGGUAUUCAACCUGGAUCCCGUGGCUACACCCGCGCCCUCUCGAGCCGAGUGGCCGCUGUGGACCGAGCAGGACAAGCAGAACGUCAAACUACGCGUGCUGAGUCUCAACGCUUGGGGCCUCCCAGUUGCCCCCAAAUGCACGGAGCGCGCUGCAGAGAUCGCCAGCGCCAUCUCCAGUGACUUUGAUCUCGUUGUACUGCAAGAAAUUUGGCACAUUCGCGAGCGGAACCUGGUCAUUUCUAAAGCCCAAAAGAGCGGCUUCCACUACUACCACUACUUCAAUCCAGCCGUAGGCUUCCCGUUCCCGAUGGGAGCCGACUCAUUCGGCACAGGACUACUGAUACUGUCCAAGUUCCCCAUCUCUAAUGCGCUGUAUCACUCGUUCAGUCUCAGUGGACGUCCGUACGCCCUGCACGAGUCAGACUUUGUGGCCAAUAAAGGAGUGGGUUUACUGCGGGUUGAGACUCCUGCUGGGCAGAUCGACGUGUACGUGACGCAUCUAUUGGCCAACUACAACGUCGGAGGCAAACCCGGCCCAGGAGAUUUCUAUCGAGGCCACCGAACAGGCCAGAGCUACGAACUCACGCAGUUCAUCUCGGCUACCAAUAGAAACAGCCUAACGAUCGUCUGCGGAGACUUCAACUCGUCUCCGGAUUGUCUGGAGCUUAAAAUUCCCAAGCAAUUACUGAGCCUGAGAGACGCGUAUACAGACACGAACGAUGAAGACGGACUGACGUUCGCGUCGCCGGAUAACAAAUACUCGCACGGAGAGCACCCUAUGCGUAUGGACUAUGUCAUGUACAAGAUCGAUAAACGUCCUAAGGGUCAGUCGGACUGGCAUUUGGUGGAGAGCAGCAUCUUUAAAGGCUUUUUCACCGAUGCAAAAGGCGAAAAAACUCCCUUAUCGGACCAUUUUGGCGUUAAAGCAGAGUUCGUGUUCAGCGAGCCUCGACCACAUAUGUGUGAGCAGCAAGAGGGAUACGCUGUCGUGUCUAAUGGGACGGAACGCUCUUGUCCAACCACAACGUGCGCACACUGCGACGAGAACGGGUUGGAGCCGAGCGACGAGGAUAAAGCGGCCGCGGACGCUGUGUGUCUUCAGGAGGUGCAGGAAAUGCUCUUUAUCGGUCGUAAUGAGGCCGUUGCAGCUCGUCACCUUCGACUCUGGCGUGCGGUGGCGUUCUUCGUGGCAGCUUUGGCCGUGUUUGUGACUCACAUGAUGUUGAUCGUCGUGUCCAGGUGGUCCUGGGUCGCUGUGCUGCUCUUUGGAAUGAUCAGCGUGACCGAGUAUGUCCUGACCUUCUUCUUCCUCACUUUUGAGUGCUCGACGUUCACAGAACUGAUCAACCAAGUGCAGCUACACCUUCACUUGCACACGCAUCAGAUCAAAGGGAUGAUCAAGGCGAAAGCGGAAAGGUGAAGAUAGUUUGGCCGCGACCGCGUGGUUUGUGUACAACAUAGACGCAGGUGUGGACGAACAAUGAAAUGAAAAACUGAAGAAACAUAAAAGUUCUUGAGGCGGGCGUCAUGUUUCAUUGAAGAAAUUAUUGAUUAAAGCACUUCAACGUGUGUACAACACUCGGGCUGACCUGAUCACCUAAAAGCUGCCUUCGAUGAAGUCGUGGCCAUAGGGUGACCACAUCGCUCUGGUUGCGGCAUGAAUUCGAGCGUACUACGAACACGAUUUUCAUGCACACCUAUCAAAAGAGGGACACGGAUGCAGUGACUGCAGCCCAGACGUGGAAUAGUUUCGUGGCUCGUGAACGGCUGGACGUACAGCAAUCGCGCUCCAAUUUCCAACAUCGCGGCAUCGCACUCGUCGACGCGUGACGACGGACCUAAAACUGUAGCCGGAUUGAUAAUCAAGGGCUAAGACAUUUGUGCCGGGCUAUGCGUCCACAUGACAAAGGCGUCAAGGAAAUUGACAUGUUUGCCAGCGGAGGAAAUUCCAGCACGUUAGGGCAUCUGCCGCCGACAUAAGAAACCAUUCGCUAUUCAACGCAUUACUCGUGGCUAUUAACACGGACUAAUGCACCAUAUUGGAUACAAAAUCCGCAUCUAUCGAUGAGGUUCAUGUUCCAUGGCUUUACAGGGCAGUACUUGUAGUAAAUUGUCGACCAGGGUCGAAGCCAAAGGAG
Molecule: messenger RNA, 2331 nt
Organism: Phytophthora nicotianae INRA-310
Lineage: Eukaryota; Oomycota; Peronosporomycetes; Peronosporales; Peronosporaceae
Exons: 2
Coding region: 147-1613 (488 amino acids)
Cellular component (GO): cytoplasm
Molecular function (GO): sphingomyelin phosphodiesterase activity
Source: RefSeq, a predicted model, not a curated record